Molecule: messenger RNA, 4561 nt
Organism: Didymodactylos carnosus
Lineage: Eukaryota; Metazoa; Rotifera; Eurotatoria; Philodinida; Philodinidae
Source: the annotation of a GenBank genome assembly
UGCAUGAUGGUGAAACAUUAGAAUAUGGUCAUUUCUCAAUAUACAUCAGGCUGUCGAAUAACACGUGGUUGUACAUUAAUGAUAGUCAACUCAAAUUUGAUGUUGACUUAUCACAAGUAUUGGAUGAAAAGAAAAAUGUGUAUCUGUUAGCUUAUCUAAGAAAAAGUGGUGUUCAAAAACAACGUACGCACUUCACUCUAAAUUGGUUAUCUAUUCGAUUUAUACAAAAAGUGAUUCUUUCUGUUCCAGCUCAUCAUUCCAAAAGUACAAUCAUUAUUGGCCCACAAACCAAUCUACCAGGAAUUCGUACUGUACCACACUUAAAUUCCGUGUUCACCUCAACUCCGGUAAGUGGUAUGCUCCACGAGAAAAAGGUUUUUGUGGGUAUAAACUGACUUUCCAGUCUAAUACCAAAUCUUUUCUUGUAGAAAAGAUUUCUCUUUUUCACUUUUCUCGAACAAGAAAUACGAUAUAAAAAACCUAAUAGAAUUUUGGAAAAACCUUUAUCUGAAAGACGCAAACUGGGUUGUGAAUGAUCCUCUUUUUCUCAGAGCCCAUCCUCUUUGUCCUCGUUUCCGGUCGUUUUUCCUCUUUUUCGAUGAUUUUGUUACAAAAAUGCCUGAGUUUUAGCAAUUUUAGAUUCAAAUAUAGUUUUAGAUAUAUUUGAGUCAUUUUUUAAGGUGAAGAAUUUCAAUACAGAGAAUAAGAGAUAAAUCACCUUUAUAAUCAUUAAAAUAGACUAUUUUCUGUUAGAGACGUUUCAUCUUUAUUCAAAAGACAUCAUCAGUCAAAUGUGACAGACGCUAGUUAAUUCAAAAUAAAAGAUAAAAUGAAAUACAUAUAUGUAGAACGCAAAAUCGAUAAAAUACAACUUUUCCUUUUUUCACAAUAUAUGACGACUGAAUGUAUUACAUAUAUGUGUACUACAUAUACGUAUUUCAUUUUAUCUUUUAUUUUGAAUUAACUAACGUCUGUCACAUUUGACUGAUGAUGUCUUUUGAAUAAAGACGAAACGUCUCUAAAAGAAAAUAGUCUAUUUUCAUGAUUAUAAAGGUGCCCUAUAAAAGAACUUUCAUAUGGUAGGGCAAACAACGUGUAUUUUUUGUGUGUGAAAUCGUGAAUAAAUUAGGUGAAUAUCUCAGCAGUGCCGUAUCUUAUCACCUCCGAGCAUACUAAUACGCAUAAAGACAUACAAUACACUUCUAGAUCGGAAAAAAUUCUCUUUGUUCUCAUCUUUCUUCGACAGUAAUCCUCUGAAAAAAAAUUUAGAACAUCCUCUUCUGUCCUCUUAUUUUCAAAAUGACCGUUUACAAGCCAGGACCCGAGGUUUUGAGUGGAAGUUUGUAGAAGGUUAAGCUGACUUUUAAUUUGAACAAAUAAUCGCAUAAAAGCCAAUAGCUGUGCUGUUUUACUCAUGUCGUGUUGUUACGAAUGGUUCUUGUCCAUAUGUGUGAUAAACUUUAUUUUUUUGUUUUCUAAGAUUGGAUUAUCAACAUCGAAUAUUAUUCACUCUAUCAUUCUUAAAAAGACAUUUCAGCAAACAAGUGUCUACCCAUCCACUGCAAUACCAAUAUCUCCAUCUCCAUUUAACAAUACGUCAUUCUAUUCACGCCAACGCUCAUCACCAGAAAGUACAAUUCCAUCUCAACAAACUCACAUACUGAUUGAAAUGCGAGAAAGCACACCCAAAAUUAAUUUUCUUUGUUUGUGUGUAUGUCUAUGUCGUUUAGGUGGUGUAGUCCAUGAACGACCAGAUGUGGUUUUGACUAUUUUGAUUGAAGAUAUGAACCAAAUGGUUGAAUCAUUUCAAAUUGGAUUAGCAGCCAAAACAGCUACUCUUAUCGACAAUACACAAAAUCGACAUCAACAAAUAAAAUUAUUGCAAGAACAUUGGAAUAAAUUAUCAAUUAAUAAACGUGGCUGUGGAUUUUAUACAAAACAACCAGAAGAUUACAUUAUGAACCAUAUGACGUCAAGUUUGGCAAAUCCACCUGUGAUUAACGACAAUUUAUCUUUACCUCAAUUAUUGCCAGAAUGGUUAAAUUGUGCAGUCACGUUGUUAUUAUCUAUGGAGAGUAUUCGUCGUCGAACACUGUCAACACAAUCAAAUUUAUCACCUUUAUUAAAAGAAAUAGCCAUCUUCAUCGAUCAUUAUUGUACUGGUUUAUAUGAGAAAAAAAUAAAACGAAAGGAAACAACAAAAGCAAUGAAAACCCAAUUUGCAGUAGGUAUCGGAUGUGUUAGCGACGAUCCAUAUGAACAAAUGCAGACUAUAUUGAAACAAAUUCUUCUUCCAAUUAUCAAUAGCCAACUUCAAGCAAUAAAAUGGUAUUAUUGCACAAAUUGUGGGAUUAAAUUACGUGUAUUAGUCGUCUACAAAUAUAUACCAAUCAACGUUAUUAAUGGUCAACUAUCACUCGAGAGAGAAUUAACCAGUUUCUUUCAUGGUGCAGCGUCAGAUCGGCACUGUAAAAAAUGUUCAGAUAUAAUGGUACGACGAAUGCAAGUAUUAAAUUGGCCUGAUGUUUUGAUAUUAACAAUCAAUGAUCAAACAACAACAACAAUAAAACGAUGUGAAGGUGCCGAUUUAUGUGAACUUUAUGCACAUAGCCAAGUGAUUAUUUUAGAACGUGUUCGACGAUCAUUAGACGUUAAUAUGAUUAACCCAAUUAUUCGCUGUUGUUCAACUGGAUUCACAGAUGAUGGUUGUGAUUUUGUCGAUGGUUCGUGUGAAUCAUUGUUUGAUGCUGUCCAUGCUAUUGAAAAUAACCCAAGUUUGAAAAGAAUAAAAGAAUUAUUAUCGUCAGAUGUAUCAACAAGUUUUGUAUGUGCACACUGUGGAAAACAUUCUGAAUCAUUAUUAUGUCGAAAACAACAAAUUUAUUUAUAUCAAAAGAAAAAUGCGAAUGCUACGGCAGAUGAUCAUGUGGCUAUACCAAUUACAACGAAUUUACAUGAAACUAAUGGCGAUUGUUCACUGUGCGGUUGUUCAUUAAAUAAUGAUAUUAUGCUUGACAUUUAUUCACAAAGACAUUAUCAUUCACCCAAAAUAUUAUCGUAUCUUCUACAAACCAUAGCAUAUGAUGAAUUUUUGGAGUUAAACGUUGAAUUAAAUGAUGCUGAAGGCAAUAUUAUUCAUUAUCAGCCACAUGCAUUAUUAUUAUUAUUAAUAAGCCGAUUUACUGAUUCAAUUACGGUGUUGAAAUUGGAAAAGCGAAAUGAUUUUUAUUCGUACAAAACAAACCCUUAUACACAAAAAACAAAAUGUACAAAUGCUGAAAUUGCUGAUUGUUUUUGUACAUCGUCAAAAAGCAUAAUGAUUAUUAUCAUAAAUCUAUUGUUUUUUCUAUUGUUAUCAUUUAGAGAAAGUGUUACCAAUAAUGAUUUCGAUCGAUUACCAACACCGCCUGUCAAUUAUCGUUAUUUUGCAGAAGUUGAUCAAACUUAUAAGAUACUAGGUUCAUGUAGUGAGGUCAAAACUACCGCACCUAUGUCACGUUGCAUCUUGAAAAUUGUUCAUAAAUACAAACCCAAAUAUCUAUCCUUUGCUUUUGCUGAAGAAUUAGUUGGCACAGGAAUUGUCAUUUAUAAAUCGAUUGAUAAUGAUGAACCAUAUGUUAUUAUUCUAACAGCUUUUCAUAUUGUGGUACCUCAAUUAGAUUUAAGUUUGUCAACAUUCAUGAAAAUUUCUUUUUUAAUGAUUUGUGUAGCAAUUGCACCAGUAAUUAUUUAUUAUUCAUCUAUUGUUUACCAACAUCUAUGUAAAAUUUUAUGUGGUUUAAUAUUAUAUAUAAUUAUUUGUUCAUGUUUGGUUUACUAUGUUCUAUUAGUAAUUUAUCCAUUUCUCCUUAAUUCAUCUUUUCAAAUAACUUUAUUAUCAGAUAACAAAAUCAAUAUCAGAUCUGAAGCAUUACAAAUUUAUUGUGAAUUAAUCUCGUCUAACUUUGUGUUAUCAUAUACUUGGUGGGAUGAUAUCGGGCUGAUCAAAUGCUCAAACAUCCAAACAAACACGUUUAGAUAUUUAGAAGAAUGUAAACCAAUAUUGCAUAAUAUUCAAUCAACAUCACAUAGUUCUAUAAAUAUAACUGGUUAUGUUGAUCGUGCUCCACUAUCAUUUGAUCUUAUUAUCGAUCCUUUUUUUUCUUCUGUCAUACCAUUAAUGAGUAUUAGCACAAUUAAUGGAAAAACACCAUCAAAUCUUCUCCAUAUACAAAAAUUCAUGAAUUGCACAGGCAAAUUAAGAUUAAUUGAUGGCCGUAAGAUAUACAUCGAUACACCAUCGACUUAUGGUUUUAGCGGUGGUCCAUGCUUCUUCACGUCGAAUGCUGAUGAGUGGGGUUUUGAUGGACUCUUAACAGGUGCUUCCAGAUUAUGGAAUAUAAAAAUAAUCAAUAAUUGUUUUGUUAAAAUAAUGUUAAGUGAACAAUUAACAUAUUAUGGUAUUAAAAGUGCUUUAAAAAGACGAAAAUUAAAAGUUAAUCAUUCGAAUGAGAGAUUAAAUAAACGAUUUAAAACAUCGAUUGAUGAUCAACAAGUUUUUCAAACAACUAUUGAAAAUUGA